Messenger RNA from Pseudophryne corroboree (corroboree frog), 2124 nucleotides. RefSeq names its product bromodomain-containing protein 4-like. The transcript is spliced from 3 exons. NCBI's taxonomy places the organism in Eukaryota, Metazoa, Chordata, Amphibia, Anura, Myobatrachidae. The record is from RefSeq and is a predicted model, not a curated record. Bases 1066 to 2049 code for a protein of 327 amino acids.
CACGCACCACUACUAAGACUGGGUGGAAUGUUAAGUUUAGUUUUGCUGAAAAUGUGGCAUUGGUGCGUGAGCUGAUGAAGUAUCAGAGGCAGCUAUUUGGCCCUGAGUCCGCCAAGGUGCCAACACGGAGGAAGACGGUGUUGUGGUCGAAAGUUGUUGCUGCUGUCAAUAGUGAGGGGGUGGUCAAGCGGACGGAGGACACAUGCCGCAAUUGGUACUAUGACAUAAAGCGAUGUGUCAAGUCCAAAAUGGCCAAGGAGGCCAAGUCGGCUCGGCAAACCGGUGGUGGGCAGCCCUAUAUUGCAAGAUAUCUGGAGUAUGAGGAGCCCAUGCGGAGUGUCAUACCUCCUGAAGUUGUCUCUGCAACCCAUGUCCGGGAUUCAGAUAGGCCAAGGAAGAAUGGUGAGCAUGUGUUUUUUUAUUUUUUAUUAUAAGUUGUAUUUUGUAAUCUGUGUCAUGUGACGUUGCAUAUUACUCCCAUCUUCAAGUGUGUGUUUGCAAAUACAUUGUUUUGGGUCAUGUGUUAGCUAAAAGCCAAUGUAACAUCUUACUUUAUUGUAUGUCAUGUGUUUUUCAGACAGAUAUUUAGCAUGUGUAGUUUGGACUUGUUGUGUCUCUGAUUUGUCCUGCAAUAAUGAUUUCCUUUUGGGCGUUUUUUACGUUAAAAAUUAUGACUAUGUUUUAUAUAUAAGUGAACCAUGUUUUUUUGGAAUUAAAAUAAGUCGUUGUCAUGUUAGAGGCUGGAGUACUGGAAAGUGGUUAGUAAACCACUUACAUGUGUAAUGUCCUCUUAACAGAAUGUUAUUUAUUUAUUUAUUUUUAUAAAAAAUUUUAUUUGCUUCUAUUUGUACCGUGACACCAUACUGCAUUUUUUGAAAACUUUACUUUUGCUUGUUUUUUUUGUGUGGUCAUAUAGUGGUAAUGUGUAUUUGGAGUGCCACAUCACAGAGCCAAUUAGAUAUUGCAUCUGUAUUAUUUUUAUAAACAAUACAAAAUUAAUUUGUGUUUUUUUAUAAAAAUAAAAACCCAUUCCUUUAACUUGUUGCCUAUGUCAGUGUCCUGUACAUGUUUGCCUGUCUUGAUGUUACCAUAGUGCAUAUUUUUUUGUGUGUGUGUUUUUUUUGUUGGUAUUUCUGGUCCUUAUGUUUUUUUUUUAUUAAAAACCAAGCAUUUCUAAAGGAAAAAAUGUUUAUAAGCAUAAUGGGUGGAUGUAUACACAAUAGCAUGAUUUAUGAAUAUAUCUCAUUUUAUACAGUGUCUGAAAAAAGCAGUACUACUCGUCGGCCAGUAAAUCCUAACACAUCUGAUGAUGAUGACGCUGCCGAAGCAGGUCCAUCAAAAGAAGUAUGGAGCAGCAGAAGUAGCUCUUCUGUUAGACAUCACCACAAGAAACCUGGGGCCGAAAAGAAAGCAAGGUCGUCUGUCCCGCCACAAACACAGCAGGCUACCCCGCCACGUAGAUUAUCGUCCGUAUGUUCUGUCCCCCCACUCCAAAUUUUGGACACACCUCCAAGACGUCAUCCACACUCCCCUCAUCUUGAUUCUUCGAGUCCUGGGAACAGCAUCCCUCCGCAACAACAUCAACACAGUGACACGGAGGAGACAAACAUCUUAGAAAUGCAGCCAUUAAUGCAAGUAAUGAGCCCCCCAGCACCUGUGAGUACACCACCACAGCAAAGCACACCACCCCCACCGCAACACAGCCCAACAACACCAGGAACACAAGGCCCUGAUCAGGUGUUUUGGACUAUUUGGGCUAGACAGCAGGCCACUAAUGAAGAUUGCCUGCAUAAGCAGACACAAAUGUUUGCAAGCCUACCAUCUCACCUCAGAAGAAUCUCAAGAAAUCUGAGUCGACAAAAUGAGCAAACAACCAGAAUAGGCAAUACCAUGGAACUCAUGCGUACAGACAUUACACAGGUCAUGGGCAACUUACAGCGCAUAAUGGAAGAACAACACAGACUAAUGGAAGAACAUCACAGACUAAUGGAAGAACAGCACAGACAACAGCAAAGUUAUAUGAGCAUUUUUCAAAAGUCAAAAGAUUAAUGAAAGUUUAUUCAGAAUAGUAGACAAUCAAAAUGCUGCGACACGUGAACUCAAUGCCACCCUCACUAACCUGAA